Molecule: messenger RNA, 9123 nt
Organism: Ooceraea biroi (clonal raider ant)
Lineage: Eukaryota; Metazoa; Arthropoda; Insecta; Hymenoptera; Formicidae
Gene: Pde8
Product: phosphodiesterase 8
Biological process (GO): signal transduction
Molecular function (GO): 3',5'-cyclic-nucleotide phosphodiesterase activity
Source: RefSeq, a predicted model, not a curated record
ACGAUCAUCAAACUUCCGCUUGUUAUCGCUGUUUACUUCCGAAGGCAAUUAACGGCUUUGCUCGCCCUCAUCGACGAGCUUUGCGGGGCCAUUUUUCUCUCUCCCGUAGCGUAUCGAAUCUAUUUAUCUAUCGCGUCGAAUGCAUCGUCAGAUCGUCGUGUGCAGUGUACUUGCCGUCCCGCCGUGACGUCCCAGGCUGAUCUUGGAUCGUGACUCGGACACGUUCCAAAUGAAAGUGACGAUAUUUCAGAUCGCACAGAGUUAAAAUAGCUCUCUUUACAUAAAAUGAAAUAGAGACGUUAUCUUCAAUUAUGGUAGCAUUUGUUCGCUCGCGUAACGAGCUUUUAUGAGGAAUGAACAUUCAGACGGGGACUUUUGGAAAAUUAAUACGGAUCUGUUGAAUAUUAAUCUCUUGAUUAAAUGAGCGUAUAUAUUUUCUUUUAUUUUUUUCAAGAUCUUUAGCUCCAAGCGUUUCUCUUUGUGCCCCUCUAACUUGGGAGUCUCACGAUAUAGGAAUUGUAGAGUUGCAUCACUAUGAAAACAAUGCCUUCGAUAAUUAUGCACACAACACUUUGUCUGCUUGAUGCCCAAACAUCGCGUAAUCGGGCGAAUUACAUGAACGGCUAUCUGGCGCAGAACGUCUCGGAAUUGCGCACGAUCCUCGGAUCGUGAUCUGCCUCCGCGAUACGGCUAUUUGAGAUGCGCAGCGAAACUUUUGAGUUACAUGUAGACACUUUCGGCGGAAGAUAAGAUAAAGAGCGAACUGGGAAAACUGCAUGCUGACGCAUGACCCCGCAUAUGCGAGAAACCUCCUCCGCCUCCUCGCGCGGUCUUGAUGCGCGUUCAAUGCCGUAUUAAUCGUCAAACGGCUGCGGAAUUUUCAUGAUUUUUGCGAUGCCACGCUCGCCGAGCGAGCGCACCAAUCUUGUUUUUAACGGGCGAUUAAUGACGAUGAUGACACUUCGCACCGGCAGACCUCGAUUAAUCGGCCUGUAAGUGAGAUUCUAGUGACUGAAAAAGGUCCCGGCUGACGUUACUUUACUGGCACAUGUUUGGCCGAGUGACUCGACUCGAGCGACUCGACGCGCCAUAUCAAAGUGAUUAAAGUCGACUUCCCUAACGCGAUCCUCUCAUGCACGUUAAUUAACGUAAAGCACCGCGCGUUUCCGCUCGAUCAAUGUUUGGUUCACGCGACAUCAGUGCGCAGAGGAUUGUUCUCUCCGGUCUCGGGAUAAGCGAAUUAACGUCGUGCAAGCAUGAGCGCGCAUAUCUGCCUGAAAUCGGCCGGAUGCUCUUUGAAGUUUCCGAAGAUGCGCGAAACGUCGAGGAGAUAUUCGGCGAAGUGAGAACUCGUCUUAAAGAUGGGAUGCAAGACCAGCAUAUUUAAGUGCGUGAAGAAUGAAGUCGAGCAGGAGAGGAGCGUAUCGUCGGGGACUAGGAGUUCUCUUGUUAUGAGCGAUAUAACAGAAGUCGACAUGGCCCAAGACAAUCUGUAUCCCGCAUUCAACGAGAUCCAUUUUGUCGCCGAAGAGGACCAUUACAGAGUAGCGCAAUGUAAGACGGAUGCGUUUGACAUCGUUGAUGAAAAAGAUGAAAAAAACCCCUUCGGGAACAGCGCAUACGAUGAGAACGGCGAUUACUUGAUCAAGGGACCCCAAGAUCUCGACACUUAUUUAUUGACUACCACCGUUCCUAGUAUCGUGAAGAUAUUGUUAGUCUUUAACAAAGAUGACCAGCAAAUGGACAUACUCGCUACUGCCGCGAGACGAUUGGGCUGGAGCGUAUCGGUGGCGAAAGACGCGGAGAAAGCGAUCGAGCUUUUCCAAAAUCGCGCUCACGAAUUAGUGAUUAUCGAUCAUAGGGGACAGCGGGCGGAUGAAGCCGAUGCUAUUUGUAGAAUGAUCAGGUCAAGUCCAGUUUACCACAGUUCCGUCAUUAUAGCGCUCGUGAAGAAAUCAUACUUCAUGAUCGACGAGAAAGAUCACAUCGUGGCGCUAAACUUAUUAGAAACAGGCUUUACCAGAGCUUUGAUAGAAUGUUCGCACGAAGGUAUACUAAUAAACGAAUUGGUAGGAAUAUAUACUAGCUCGUUGUUGCCGAAGACUCAACUUGCAGCAGCGCAUGCAUUGUAUUUGGCACUUGACAAGUGUCGCGAUAUGGUGCACGUGACCAACGAUAAGAACAUUGUACAGUUUCUAAAUAAAGUCAGCGAAAAAUUGUUAGGAUAUAAGGUAGAGGAAAUGAUGGGGAGAAAUCUCUCGGACAUAGUCUACUACGAAAAUUUCACGCUUAUGGAGCAGCAAUUGAGUAAAGGCCGAGAAUUCGAAGGAAACAUGAACUGCAAGAGGAAAAAUAAUCAAAUGAUCACGAUCAAUUGCAGGGUGAUCCCGUUCUGCACUAUGCUAAAAAAACCAACUCAUUACAUAUACGUGUACGACACUACGUAUCUGUCGGAAAAUUCGGCGCCAAUAAGCCCGAUCAGCAGCCCGUUGCAUCCUCCGCAAAGAACGAGUAUAUUGUCAAGCGCGCGGAAAUCCUCAGACAGAUCUGGCAUAAGCGAAGCAGGCCGUAGGCGGUCCAGUUUGCAGAAACUGCACAGCCUGCAGCUGGAAGCACCCAUCACGAAAGUCAUCACGCUGCUCUCGAAUGCGGUCACGGAUACGACUAAUCCGGAAACGGCAGCGCAGAUCGAUAAAGCGAUCGAUAUUUUGAAGACGACGGAGCUCUACGUGCCACAUCUUAAAGAAGAUAGGGCGAUGUACAGCGAUCCGGUCACGCAGGAUCUCGUUGGCGCAUUGCUCGCCUCCCCGCGUAUGUCUGCGUGGGAUUCUAGAAGAUCGUCGUCGGAUUCUGCAAGACUGGCCACCAUAAAAGCCAUCACGGGCACGAACAACUCGCGUAUGCAGAUAACGAGUUUCCACGCGCCGCAGGAGAUCGCGGAAAUCCUAGAGAAGAGUCUCGACUGGGACUUUCAGAUAUUUAAACUCGAAGUGCUCACGGAGAGAAGGCCACUCGUUUUCCUGGGUCUCGCGAUUAUGAACCUGUUCCGAGUGCCCGCUAAAUUAAACUGCGACGAGAGAACUGUGCAGAACUGGUUGGCCAUUAUCGAGCACAAUUACAACGCGGAUAAUAGCUAUCAUAAUUCGACGCAUGCCGCUGAUGUGUUGCAAGCCACCGCAAAAUUCAUGCAGUCGAAGAGACUCAAGGAAAUUUUGGAGCCCUUAGACGAGGUUGCCGCGUUGGUCGCCGCAGCUGCGCACGAUAUCGAUCAUCCUGGACGAUCCAGUCAAUUCCUUUGCAACGCCAACAAUCGUUUGGCCAUAUUGUACAAUGACCUGUCGGUUCUCGAAUCGCAUCAUGCAGCUUUGACGUUUAAAUUAUCGUUAUCCGAUGAUAGUGUGAAUAUCUUUAAGAAUCUGGAGCGAGACACAUACAAAAUGUUGCGACAAAAUAUCAUUGACAUGAUUCUUGCGACCGAAAUGACGAAACACUUUGAGCACUUGGCGAAGUUCAUGAAUGUGUGCAGCGCGAGAAUCGGCGAGAAUCAAGAGACGUAUUCAGAUUCUCUAGACAUGUCCGUGGUAUUGCAACCGGACAAUGUAAUAUUAGUUAAAAGAAUGAUGAUCAAAUGCGCGGACGUGUCCAAUCCAACGCGACCGUUGAGAUGUUGCAUCGAAUGGGCGAGACGAAUUGCAGAGGAGUAUUUUAGACAGACCGACGAAGAGAAAAGGUUGAAGAUGCCAGUCGUAAUGCCGAUGUUCGAUAGAAUGACGUGUUCGAUACCGAAAUCACAAAUCGGCUUCGUCGAUUAUAUCAUCACCGAUAUGAUCGAGGCUUGGGACGUGUUCAUCGACAUGCCGGAGAUGGUGGGCUAUAUGCGACAAAACUACGAAAGAUGGAAAGAGUAUAAUGAACAGGGUAUAUCUACUCUGCAGGACGUCGAGCAGCUGCAGCAGCAUCCCGAUCUGCAUAUACCGCGAUUAUCUAACUGAGAAACUCUCGGUGGUCUUGUUUCUACGUUUACGUUACAUUUUACGCUGCGUUUAUCGCGAAGACGUGUGUAUAGUAUUUAUAUAUUUAAGAAUAGACUUAGUGAGAGCGACGUCAACGCAUGCAAUGGAAAGUUUCGAAGGAAAUGCAUGUAUGUAAACCGCCGUUCCGCGCGCGCCCGCCAACACUCUUCUUAUUUAUAUAUAACUCCGUUUCUUCCCUCAAUGACACUCGUUGCAUUAGACUAUUUUAAGACACGUGACGCACAUUAACACACCCGUUCCCCCUUUUUUCCCCGGUCCCAUCAAGAAGACACAUAUAGCUUAAAGUAAGUGGUACCUUUCUGCGUGCGGCUUCCGUGAGAGUAUGUUACUUGCGAGAAUGAAACCUUCGUUGCAGGCUUGGCGCGUACUGGCGUCAUAAUAAAUUAUACAUUCAGGGGCAGCUAAUGAAUAAAUAAGAAAUCUGUUAAAAAUAUUGUGUUUGAAUCAUUUUCGACUUUUCCUUUCGCCGAGAAACUUAAUCCCUUGAUCCUAAUCCCGUUCUCGAUGAUGCGGCUGAUCUGCUUGCUGGGAGGAUUGAUACUUAAGAAUUGAGAGGAAAUUGAGACUCUGCAAUAUUUUGUAUAUGUUGGGGUAUUCCACUUUAUUGUUUCUCUCAGCGAAGAAAAGGCAUCGGGCCUAUUUCUAUGCGCUGCAUGAAUUACAGAAUCAAAUCAGGACCAGGUGUGAGUGGUUGUGUAAGCCGUAAUAUAUCGCAAUGGUGGUUACGCGAGAUUUCGAAGCGACGAAACGAAUGGUGUAAUUUGAAUUAUCGCGAAUUACAAAUUUUUGCGUUCUCCUGCCUUUUCGCUGUGUUUUCUUUAUGCUGAUAUACAUGAAAUACGCACUCGCUUUCUCUCAGUCUACAAAUUGCCCUGAUGUGACGUUUGUUGCAUCUAAGAACAGUAAUAGCGUUGCUUUUCUGCUGUUACAAAAAUCAAGGAAUCGGGAUAAUAACAUCAAUAGUCCAUCGAGUUACAAGUAUCGCCCUAGCGGAUGGUUACUAAGUCACAUUCAUGUUAAAGAUUCUUACGUAUGCGUUAAAGUACACACAUAUGUGCCUUACAUCAUGAUUACUCCCUACGGGACGUUCGUAUAAUCAUGGCCGUUUUAUCCAGUAUCAACGAGACAUUUAGCUUCCUUUAUCCCUAGACGAAGAGACAAUUAGAAUUAAUUCGAGUCGCCUUUUAGAGUUUAUUUGAAGCCUGACACGUAAAUAUUUGGAACAUUUCACGACAAUAUCUCGGAAUAAAGGUAAUAGAGACGAAGACAAAGGAUAUCGCUUAAAGAUUAAAUUUUCGUUCGGGAUUAUCGAUUAAUUAUUAUUGUUCGUAGGAUGUAGUUCCGCGCGAUGUGCGGUGAACUAGGUAAAGUAACUUAAUUACGAGAGCUUAUCGUAUUACUUCUAUAAUGCCACAUAAUAUGAUUUCGAAGAGCUAGGAAUAUUAAUGCUUAAAAUUAGAUUACUCGCGUCUUCGAUACACCCGCCACAAGUGCUCUGCCGGAGUGCAUUUUGCGUGAGUUCGCUUUCAUCUGGAUUGAUUGAUCCGGUAUAAUUUUUCUUUCUCUUUUUCUUUUUCUGCUGGAAUCUACGAUCUUCAUUUUGAAAUCCGAGAGCUAACUUUCGCAUUUUUUGACCAGCGAGAUAUUUCGAUAACGGUUCUAACCGGAGCAUCUCGUACGUGUCGAGGUAUUUUCGGUAAUAGGACUUUGAAUUUACUCACUUUGCGGAAACACGGAUGCUCCGCGACGGACGCGCACGUGUUUGCUCAUUGUCGGUGACACGAGUGACGUAUUUUUAGGCGAAACGUGAAUCGAGAGCUAUUUUCACAUAGUCGGAAUCGUUUCGUUAGCACUUGCCGCUAGUAGAUGGAAUUCGCGGAGUAACGAGUAAGUUAGCCUAGUAUGCAACACCUUGCCUUAAGUAUUAACUCUUAGCAUUAACAGUACAUGUACUUAAGUUUUAUUUUUUUUGAGCUUUUUUUUGUUUUUUUUCGCUUUCAUAUUUGAAAGUAUGUUUGUAAGUACCGCUUUAACGCUUGACUUUACGCUUUUUCCCCUGGUCAAGCUGUAUAAUCCACGUAGUAAUCCGCAUCGGUAAAUCGCCGUCUCUGUCGAUCUUGAUUCAUCUUAAUCGAAAUUGUCUUGCGCGGCAAGCGAAAUUAAUAAUUGAUCAGAUACCUCGCGUGGAUUUAAACAUGUAAUUCUUGCGCAAUUGCCGACAAAAGCAGAAAAAAAGAAGCACUAAAUCCGAAGAAGAACUCAAAGGUGCAGACGGCUCGAUGAGGUUCUACGAGGAUUCGCGUCGCUAACUCUUACGCAAAACUUAAACCAGCCUUAAUUGUAAUUCCUCUCAAAUCGUGCACAUCAAACGAGAAAGAAGCAAAUCGAAGGAUUAUUCUAAGAAAAAUGCGUAUAAUCCGAUAUCCUAAAAUAACGCAUGUGAACUUAGUCCGUACUAAUAACGUGCUCUUAGCACUCUCUUCGUGUCUCCUAAAUCUCUGGUAACUCUUGUCGGUCUAAUAUUUUUCUCUUCAGGAAUUCGGAGGAAGUUUCUCAUCUACGUUUGGAUCGGCCUUUUAGCCUAGCGUUACGAAAUCGAAAAGUGUUCGGCAUUCUCGGCUACGGUUUCUCGUGACUAAGCCAGCCCUCUAAAGCUGAUUGUCGCGACUAAUCAAAAAGAUGCGCCGUUUCUAUCUUUGGUCGAUUUCUCUCGGUUUUCGUGAUUGUUCUUCAGCGAGGUUCAAGGCCAAGAGCGGAAAGCUUCAGGUAAAAACGUUUCGUUUGGUGAUGCCUCGUCUAGUGAUGCAACGUCUUGUUCUCUGAUUCGCUAUGGUACAAGGGGGGGUGCAAUAUUGCAUUCCGGGUCUCCCUUCAAAUUUCAUCGUCUCUACUUCGUCUUUGGAAAUGAUUUCAAGUUACGUGCUAGCAAGAGCAUGCAGCAAUUGCAAUGAAAAAAAACUCCCUCAUGGUCCGCAAUCGCGAUGAUCCAGAGGAGGCGAACGUUCGAGAGCGAUCACAGAAAGUCUCGAUUUCGAUGACGUUAGAGUGGUCGCCGGAUUUUUCCACGGGACGCAACGUCAUCAGUCUGUUACCGAUCUAGAUGGACGAGGUGCUCGACGUGACGCCUCAUGAUCGCGAUAUAACGAGACCAGCGGGAAUGCAGUGGAGCUCGAGAGUGGUCUCACGAAAGCAGAGAGGAAUGCAGCGGCUACUGAUACUGCGGGGGAGUAUUAGACAGAGUCGAUCACGACGGCCAAGGGACCCCCCCGCGAAUUCCGGUAUAUUCUUGGACAGAAGAGUCAGUGAACGUCACGUGACAUAGGAGCACGCCUCCACGACGACGUCGGCUAUUUAAGAUGGGAUCCGCGUGAUCCGCGCCAAAUCAGAAGCCGGCGCGACGACUCUAGAAUCGCCUCUGGUCCUGAUCCUCGAGUAACCGAUCGGGUUUCUUCACGUUCCACGAAAAGUACGGUAGCACUCGUUCCCAUGAGAUUUUUCUCUUUCUUUUACCAGUCCGCGGGUGUGUUACGCGUGUGUAUGUGUAUGUGUGCGCGCUAUAAACCCCAGAAUUUUCCCUCGUUAUCCCGCCGCGUCCUCACUAGCCUGAUUUACAGCUACGUAGCGUACUUACGAGUUUAAUCGCCUAGCGUAUAUAUAAUUAAUACGGUAUAGUCUUAACGUUACUUAACAGUUAUGUUAUCCGCCUAUUGUUUCGUUUUUUGUCUUUUUUUUCUUUUUCUCUUUUAAAUCAGAGCUUAUCGGUACGUUUUGUGCGAAAUAAUCUUAAGCUAAACGGUCCUUAUGUCCACCUUCGCAAAAAUCUCCCCCCACCCAGCUAUCUCCGCGCGUACGGUCGUCCAAAAGAGAAUGUCGCCUAUCUCAGUCGUGGAGGAGAUAAAGGAAGUGAUCGUGAGAGAUUUUACAUCACGAGUCACGUGCGGAGAUGUGCGAGUCUUCGUUAUCGUCGAUUAUUUAUUGUUUCACGGUGUGGUUGUAAAAGUCGCGCGUUUUCGGAUGCGUUAAUGUGUGUAUUGCAACGUAUGCAAAUGCGUGUCAGUGGGGGGCGUGUGACGUUAAACUAGUAUCUGCGCUUGUCUGUCUGGUUGAUCGUCAUCGUUGUGCCAUCGCUUGGUUGGUCAAUGCUCAAAUAUCCCGUGCGAGAUAAUUCGCCGAAUUGAGAUUGGAGUUUUGCUUAUUUCCCUAAAAUCUGUGAUUUUAUACGCGAACGGACUAGCUUUUUGCGGUUUCGAUCGAGCUCUCGCUGACUUAUGUAGCUUAGGCUAAUCUAUAUUUUAUUGAGUUCUUUUCUGCCGUCGCAAGAAUGGAGAAACCAGUCGAUAUCCCUACACGUUCUACUUGCGGUCUCCCUUCGGUCGAUCCACCUAGCUAUUGCCUCGCGUCGUAAAGUACCGGAAUGGAAAAAAUUGACCAAAUCUAUCGAAUGACGAUAAUUAUCAGGAUGUUGUCAUUGACUAAAUUUCCGCGAUGAAUUUAUGGUUCUAUCGAAGGAAAGCGCCAAAUAUCGUCCGAGAUGUGUAUUCCUUUUUGUCGCGCGAUGCUGUAGGAUGCACGAGAAGACUACGAUCUGUAAAUCUGUCCAAAAGUAUCGACUCGCCGGUAGGAAGAAUUUAAAUUCGAUUUCGCACACGUUCAAUUUCGCUCAACGAAGGGAGAGGAUUUCACGGAUCGUCAACAUUUAUUAUGUGCGGCAUGUGUCGGUUGACGCGCACUUUCGUUCCCCUAAAAAUUACCACUUAUCAACGUAGCCUAAUAAGUAGCAUCAAUAUACGUACACGGUCGCGAGGAAACGCGUGCCAAACGGGAUUACUCCGUUUAUCGUGAUCCUUAAUUAAUAAAUGCGUCGGGUAUCUCCGCCGAAAACGAUCUUAAAUACUCGUCCACUCCGGAAUGGACAAAACUCGGUUAAUUUCUCCGUUUUAAGUCUUUUGUGAUCGAGGUGUACUUCGGCCGUCGUGUUAAUCUGCUGUACGCUAAGAUCGUGAGUGCCUUUAUGUGUGCUCGUUAGAUCGACGGUCCAUUAAGCGAGAUUAAUUUACGCCUACUGACGAUAUAAAUCCUAGAAAGAAAA